Messenger RNA from Lepus europaeus (European hare), 9670 nucleotides. RefSeq names its product pro-apoptotic WT1 regulator (gene PAWR). The record is from RefSeq and is a predicted model, not a curated record. Gene Ontology annotation, biological process: apoptotic process; positive regulation of apoptotic process. The transcript has 6 exons. Lineage: Eukaryota; Metazoa; Chordata; Mammalia; Lagomorpha; Leporidae. Gene Ontology annotation, cellular component: cytoplasm. Bases 76 to 1116 code for a protein of 346 amino acids.
AAGGGGCGGCGGCGGCGGCGGCAGGAGCACGGGUGGACGGCCUGAGGUGCUAGCCCGACCGGCCCCUCUGGGAAUAUGGCGACCGGUGGCUACCGGGCCAGCGGCGGCCUCGGCGGCAGCACCACAGACUUCCUGGAGGAGUGGAAGGCGAAGCGCGAGAAGAUGCGCGCCAAGCAGAACCCCCCGGGCUCGGCCGCCCCGGGCGGGGGCAGCAGCGACGCGGCCGGGAAGCCCCCGGUGGGGGCUCUGGCCACCUCGGCGGCCGCAGCGACGAGCGAGCUCAACAACAACCUCCCCGGCGGCUCGGCCGCACCUGCCGCCCCCGGCCCGGGAGGCGUGAACUGCGCCGUCGGCUCCGCAGGACUGAGCCGGGCGGCCCCGGGCCCGCGGCGCGCGGAGGAGGAGUCCCCCGGCCCCUCCGCCGUUCCCGCCGCCCCCGCCGCCGCGGGAGCUCCGCAGCCCCGGGGCGACGAGGAGGAGCCGGACGGCGCCCCGGAGAAGGGCAAGAGCUCGGGCCCCAGUGCCAGGAAAGGCAAGGGGCAGAUCGAGAAGAGGAAGCUGCGGGAGAAGCGGCGCUCCACCGGCGUGGUCAACAUCCCGGCGGCGGAGUGCUUAGAUGAGUAUGAAGACGAUGAAGCAGGACAGAAGGAGCGGAGACGAGAAGAUGCAAUCACACAACAGAACACAAUGCAGAAUGAAGCUGUAAGCUUAGGAGACCCAGGCAGUUCCUAUCUGCCACAGGAACCAUCUAGAACAGUUUCAGGCAGAUACAAAAGUACAGCUGCUGCCUCUGAAGAAGAUGGAUCAAGUCGAUAUCCACGAACAGAUAGGAGUGGGUUCAGUAGAUAUAACAGGGAUGGAAAUGCAUCAGGUAAUCUGCUGUCUAGUAGUGCAUUGGAAAAGAAAAUUGAAGAACUUGAAAAGGAAAUACUAAGAGAAAGGCAAGAAAACCUAAGGCUUGUGAGACUGAUGCAAGAUAAAGAAGAAAUGAUUGGAAAACUCAAGGAAGAAAUUGAUUUGUUAAAUAGAGACCUGGAUGACAUAGAAGAUGAAAAUGAACAACUAAAGCAGGAAAAUAAAACUCUUUUGAAAGUUGUUGGGCAGUUGACAAGGUAGAAGAUCCGAGGCUCAGUGUGGAAAAAAUAUUUUAAAACUACUGAUUGAAUGUUAAUGAUCAAUGCUAGGACUAUACUCCUAUGCUGCAAUACCUUAAAAUAACUAAGUAUGUAUAUUUAUUUCUAAAAAAUGGAUGGAUGUUUAUUUUCAAAAUAUUUCUCUUCUUUAUUACUUUCAGAAUAGUUUCAACUUUUAUUUCAUAAAUAGCGUCUUUCAGUUAUUAAAAUGAUAGGUAAUGCCUCCUUUGGUUUUACGUGGUAUUCAAAUAAUAACAUGGCUUAAAGUCACAACCAUUUGAGUUUGUUUUAUCUAUGAUAGUGCAUUUUUCUCCCUAAAAGAUAUCUGCAUAGUCUUUGUUUACAUGAAUUCAAAUGCUUUUGGGGAGUUACCUUCACAUGCCUUAUUACCAAUGUGUGCAGCCUUUUACUUGGUGAUGACUUAGUUAUCAAGGUAUUUAGUCUACUGUUUGUUCUUUCCACUUAUCUAAGUGAUCUACAGUAAGAGGGUUAGACUAUUUUGUAUAAUGUAAUCUUUUAGAAGGAAAGCUGUUAUAACAAGUCAGUUGAUAGCAUGUUCUAGUUGGCUAAAUGUAAAUUUAAGAAAAUACUUGAAUUUUGCUAUAUAUAGUAAGUAAAAAUUUACUGUUUUGUGUUUGAAUAUUGAAAAAAUUUUAAAUCAUUUUAGCUUCUGAAAUAUUACAAUUGUAAUUCUAGUGUAAAGUGUCUUAUGUAGGUACUACUUUUUUUUUUUAAUUAUCCCAAGGUUUAUUAGUGAACAUGGCAUAUUUAAAAAGUUGUUUAUUCUUCAUGCCUUGAAAAUGUAUACAAUUCCAGUGUGUAAGAACAUCCAUAUUAUUGUAUUCAUUAAAAUCAAAAAAAAUCUUUAUCCAUACUUUAAAUGUUUAUACAUAUGUUAACAAAACCACAUAUAAGCAGACAUAAUACUAAAAUAUUUUGCCUAACUUCUAAGUUGGAGUAUAACACUUUGAUGCAGGUUUUCUCAUGAGGAUAUUCCCCUUCCCACAUACAAAACUGAAACAAUUAUUUUUAAAGAAAUAUACAGACUUUCUCUUAUUAAAUAUUAAUAGUGUUUAGAGUUGUUUCAUAAUUAUAUUUUCACGUUAAGAACCUCCUCCUCUACCUUAAAAUACAUUAACACUGAAAGAUAGGAGCCUCUCAGUUGAAUCUUUUUUUUUUUUUUUUGACAGGCAGAGUUAGAGAGAGAGAGACAGAGAAAAAGGUCUUCCUUUUCCAUUCAUUCAUCCCCCAAAUGGCUGCUAUGGCUGGCACGCUGCGCUGAUCUGAAGCCAGGAGCUUCCUCCUGGUCUCCCAUGCGGCUGCAGGGCCCAAGCACUUGGGCCAUCCUCCACGGCCUUUCUGGGCCACAGCAGAGAGCUGGCCUGGAAGAGGAGCCCCCAGGACAGAACCAGCGCUCCAACCAGGACUAGAACCUGGGGUGCUGGCAUCGCAGGCGGAGGAUUAGCCAAGUGAGCCGCAGCGCCAGCCAUCUCAGUUGAAUCUUAAACAGCAAUACUAGUAACUUUUUAGUCAAUUGUUGUAUCAAAGUGGCUUGGAUAUAGUAAAAUCCAUCUUGGGUACCCUACUAAGUUUUCCCUUCACUUGCCAAGCCCCUUUGUUUAAUCACUGUUAUGAAAAUAGGGAAGGUGAGACAAUUGAGAACAAACGUGAAGGAAAUUAGAAGUAUCACAUGUUGAAUUCUAAGUCUACCUUCACCUGUUAAAUUGGUUUGCCUCCUCCCCGCUUCAGAAGUUCCAGGCUUGGCUGAAUAUCAGAAUCACAUGGGAAACUUAACAAGAAUUCCCUAGCUACAGCUCCUGGAUAGGUUUAGAUUGAGACCCUGUAUGCCAUAAUUUUUCAAACUCAGCAUCUGAUGUUUCUGAUCACAACGUAGUUUUAGAAACAGUGCAGAUCUUGAAAUAGUUUUAGCUACUAGCACUUACUUCAUUUUAGCUUAUUUAAUAUCAUAUGUCCAUAUUAUACUAGGGAUCUUCAAAAAGUUCAUGAAAAAUGUGUAUUAUGAAAAUAAUGUACAUGAAUUUCCCUAAAGUUUAUGGAAAAUGCAUAUUAUAAAAAUAGUAUAUAUGGAUUCGAAAAUCUUCGCACCAAAAUAAAUUUACCUUUUUUUAAAAAGAUUUAUUUUAGGGCUUGCACCAUGGCUCACCUGGUUAAUCCUCCGCCUGCGGUGCCAGCAUCCCAUAUGGGUGUCGAGUUCUAGUCCCAGUUGCUCCUCUUCCAGUCCAGCUCUCUGCUGUGGCCCAGGAAGGAAGUGGAGGAUGGCCCAAGUGCUUGGGCCCCUGCACCUGCAUGGGAGACCAGGAGGAAGCACAUGGCUCCUGGCUUCAGAUCAGCAUAGCUCUGGCCAUGGUGGCCAUUUGGGGGAUGAACCAAUGGAAGGAAGACCUUUAUCUCUGUCUCUCUCUCUCACUGUCUAACUCCAUCUGUCAAAUUAAAAAAAAAAAAAAUUUAUUUUAUUUAUUUGAAAGGCAGAGUUAGAGGGAGAGAGAGAGUUCUUCUAUUCACUGGUUACUCUCCGAAUGGCUUCAGUGGCCUUUGCUGGGCCAAAACCAGGAGCCAGGAACCUCAUCCAGAUCUCCCAUGUGGGUGCAGAGACCAAAACACUUGGGCCAUCUGCUGCUGCUUUCCCUAGGCCAGCAGGGAGCUGGAUCAGAAGUGGAACAGCCAGGAUUCCAACCAGCACCUCUAUGGGAUGCCAGCCUUGCAGGUGGUGGCUUAACCUCUCACACCACAAUGCUGGCCCCUAAACUUGCCUUUUAAUUCCAUUUUUACAUGAACUUUUUCAAGUACCCUUGUAUACUCUGCUCACAAAAAGUUCAGAGUACCAACUUUGGUAUUGUUGCAGAAUUACUGCAAAGAGUGCUUCCUUCUUGGAGACUUUUACGCAGCAUGGGAACAGUGACUUCUGCCCAUAUGUCAGAGUGGUCACCACCUUGGCUGCAAGGUACUCAUCUCCUUUCAGUUACCCUUAGAUACAUCUUUUUGUUGCCUAGUUCCUCACACUUUUUCAAAUCUUCAACUGAAAAAGAGAGCAUUCUUCCCCCAUCUGCUGUUUCAUUCCCCCAGUUCUGCAAGGAGCAAGGGGUAGCGGGAACUCAAAAUCCAGAUCUGCCAUGUGGGUAGCAGGGCUCCAGUUAUUGAGUCAUCACUGCAGCCUUCCCAGUGUUUGCAUCAGCAGGAAGCUGGAAUGGGAGCCAGAGCAGGUAUGUAACCAAGGGACUCCAGAGCAGUACAUGGGCAUCCUACCCACUGGCAUCUGAACUGCUAGGCCAAACACCUGCCCUCUCACUUACACUCUAAGUAUGAAGAUGAUGUCAGUCUCCAACCUUAAAAUAUGUUAGUAUAUUAGUUUCUCAAUAAAAGAAAUACUUUGAGUUUUCCAUUUAAUUCAUACUUAAGAGAACAUUUAUUUCUUUUUUUAAAAUUAUACUAAUUAUUAGUGCUUUUAAAGACUGGUUUAUCAUUUUUCCUUUUAUUCAGUUUUUUUGGGAAUGUUUCCAGCCAUAAGUUUUGGUUUUUUAGCUUGAUGAUACCAGGUGCAAAUACAGGCCUGCAGCUUGGGCAAACCAUCUCACCUCCUCACCUCCUUAAAAUGUGUACUCAUUUCACAGAUUUUUUCCCCUUGACCAUUAAAAAUAAGUAGAAUCUGCUACAGUUUAUUUGUAAAACAUAAAAAGCAUUGACUUUUUUUUAAAGAUAAUUUAAGUGCACGUUUGCUGCCGUAGAAAACUUGGCUAUUAUCAGUGAAGUACAAGUGUUCACAAAAUUACUACUCCUAUUUACAAAUAUUGUUUCCCAUAUCUCCUGGGAAUUUGUUGUAUAAUAAAGCACAUCCAAAAUUCUAGUAUGAGUAUGAGAUUGUUUUGAAAACAGUAACUGUAUUAUUUUUAAAAUGAACAUGACUUACCUUCCUUAUUUCUGAUAGGAAUUAACUUGAAAAUGACUGUAGCCAUUUUUAUUUCAUCUUUCUAGAAUUGUGGGUAACUUUAUUGCACUACAGUACCUUUAUGGAGGAAGGGAAAUGCUUUUGGACAUGUAAUUCUAAAUAAUGUAAGGGAUUUACUGAAUAGUAGUAGAUUAGCAUUUUUACACUUGUUUGAUUAGUUUAAAAUAUAAAAAACUAAGUUUUGAGGAAGUAGUCAUGUAAAGUCAGGUCAUCUUUUUCUUAAUUUAAAAAAUUUUAAAUUGUAAUAGAAGUAACACAUUGUUGAAAUGAGAAACCUACCUCAGGUACAUGUGGUUUAUGCUUUCUGGAUUAAUCUGGAUUUUUGAAAUUUGAAAUUAAAAUCUAAGAGUUUAAGUCUACUAAUAACUUUUGAAAACAGUACAAAUCAGUGUAUUAGAAAUACCCAUGUUUUCAAUACCAUAAGACAACAGCAAAGGCGUUGGAUUUGACCAUUGAUCUGAUGUCCUGGACAGUAUUCUUGAGUACAGUGAUGGCCAUUUUUCUGUUUUGGAGUAGUUUUAUAAUUUUGAGUUUGACUAAUAAGUUCAGACAGUAUUGGCUCUUAUUAAUAACCCUUAAGUCUUAUUUAAUAACCCAGUAUGAAGCCAAACACAACAGGUCUUCAUGGAAGGAAAAAUGUUAAGUGAGGAGGAACUACCAUUUAGAAGUCAGAACUUUAAGUUAGUAUUAAAACAUUCUCAUAUUGUAUCUGAACGAGUUCUAAUUUGUAACAGAACUUGACUUCUUUUAUGUUAGAAAAACAAAGAAAGAACUACACUGUCAUACAUAAAGAACAUCCCAUUGAUGAGAAUUGUAAUUCAUACUAAGAACAAUGUGAUCUUUUAUUGUUCCAUUAAAUUGGAAAAAUAGUACUAAUAAACAAUGAAGUGGAGGGAGGGAGGGUAGGGUGGGAAGUAUCAGUAUGUUCUUAAAACUGUAUAUAUGAAAUACAUGAAAUCUGUUCCCCUUAUAUAAAUUCUAAAAAAGGACUUGAACCAUUACAGAAGAAAAACGAAGCCCACGUUAUUUUUAUUGUACUUAGCUAGAAUAUCAAAGCACAUUAAAUUUAUAGUGUCAAUCAAUAUAGUGUAUAUUGGUAGCACAGAGUCAAAUCUUAGCUAGCAUUUGUCUGGCUAAACUAGGUAGUUCACUCAGAAGUACAUUUUUAUAUUACUAAUCCAGCCAUUACCUUUCAUAUGUAGUUAAUAGGUAGUGUUUAAUUUGCUUCAAUAUAUACUUAAUGAUGAAGUGAAAGAACUGACACAUAUUGGGAAAUAUCUUUUUUAGAUAAUUAGGUAUUUGGAAAAGAACUUUUAUAAGGAAUUUAUAGCAGUUAACAAAGUGAAAGAAUUCAGUGUAUAUCACAUACACCAAACAGUUAAUGGUACUCGAAUAUGAUUUCAGGCUAGUGUUUCUGUGUACAUACUGAUUACUAAUUUGCCAUUAACGUUAUUUAAAGCUACUCUAACCUACAGCUCAUGUGUUGGUAGUUACUCUUGUAAUAAUAGAAUGUUAGUGAUGGUCAUUUGAUGGACAUUGACUAAGUGCCUGUGUUUUAUUUUCCCCUCUGGAUGCAUAAUUGGUAUGUUUCUUUUUUGGUGAUCUUGUUUCUUGAAGCAUUGGGUUAAACUAUUCAGGGAUUUUAUUCUUACGCUAUUUUUCUCCAAAUUUAAGUAGCAGGUGGCUGUUGCUGUUAGCAAAGACUGUAUGAAGGCUACAGCUUACUGUUUUGUUGAAAAAUCAGCUAAUUCAGGUAAUCCAAGUAUUUGUAGAAAAACACCUGGAUAAUUUAUUGAACAUGUUAGUAUUGUUUAGACAGCUUUAAUCCUUCCCACUACAUGGGUGUUCGUUGUGGAAAAGUCAACAUAGAUUCACUUUUAAUAUGCUUUUUAUGUAAAAUACAAUAAAGACUCAGUAAAAAAAAGUAAGUUUUCAUUUAUUUUUCAACACUGGUUAAUUGUAUUUUUCCUUGCUAUAAUACCAGUAAAUCUUUACCAAGAGUUUUACUUUUAUGACUAAAGGAUAAUGCUAAUAUAUUAAUCUAAUUAGCUGUGUGCCUCUUACUGAAACAGUAUGCAGUACUUUAAAGAUCUUUAUUUGGUGUAUUAUUUUAUAAUAAUACAAAUAUAAUGUUAAGAUCUGAAUAUAUUAAUUGGGAGGUUCCUUGAAUAAGUGAGGAAGUGUACAUAUGUUCAAACUGAAAAUUUCUAUUGUCUUUGUUUUAAAGCUACUUGAAUAAUUUCUUAAUUCAAAAUUGGUAUGGUUAUAAACUGAAUCUUACAAUGUUCAAAGAAUUUCAGGUCCUUCAUAGUUUGAUAAAGAUAAGUUAAGUUUCUGGGAAUGUAUAAAUCCAGUCUUUGUUUUUUAGUAAAUGGUUUACAUAACCUUUGGUCUUUGUGUCAUUCUUCGUACACCUGCAGAAGCUAAUCAGUCUUCUUUACUUCGACGCCCCUAAAUUAAUCUUCUCAGUUAUGUCAUACAUGUCUAACAAGUGGACAGGCAUCCUCAGGUCAGUCUGUUUAGAUGUCUCAAGUCCUGAACUAGGAAUAUACGCGACUAGCAAGCCUAUUAAAAACUUCUGCAAGGUCUCAUAAUCUUAAUUGAAACUGGAACCCUUUAUCUUGGACUUCAUCAAAUCUCUUUUUUUUUUUUUCUUCUAGAUUCACUCUGUGCAUGCAUGCACACAUUCUAUCAGCAGCUGCAAACUACCACAUACUUUCGUAAUCUCAUUCCUGCAGUUUUCUCUUCUUCAUCUCCACAAGAACUUACAUUUUAUUUCUGGCCAGCCCUUGGAAAGAAUUCUAUAAUGCUGACCUUCAUGUUAAAGGAAUAGGGCUGGUUAUAAUGUCCUUUACAAUCCUUUCAUUUAUUUUAUUUUAAUCUAACCAGAUAAUGUUAAAAAAGAACCUGGAAAGUAAAACUUUACUCUUAAACCUGGGCCAAAUGCACAAUUUCACACUCACUUUUCACAGACAUUUAUCGCUGAAGCAAAAUGCUUUUAAAUAAAGGAGAAGCCCUACUUUGUCAGAUAGUUGAGUAACAUGAAAAAAAAAAGCAAUUAAGAAAAAUAGGUGAACUUUUACUUUAUGCAUCUGAAAACAAGAGUUUUGCUGCUGUUUUAUUUUUCACAUUACAAGUGGGUUGCAUUAAUCACUGUGUCUUAAUCCGUAUUCAGUUGCUGUCCCUGUUAAGAUGCACUACUAUGGGAUAUAAAGUGCACAAUCUGUGUUAAAGCCCUCUAUCCAAAGAAAUACUUGCAUUCCUUUAAAAUGUGCACAUUUUACUGUGGUUAACCAAAAGUAGAUGAUGUCAUCAGUGGAUGUUUUAGCAUUUCAAGAAGCAAUUUAUUAAGAGCAAUGAAUAGAAUGGGAUUUAGUUUAUUUUUUGUUUUUACAGUGGACAGUAUAUAAACAAAUAUGUCAAAAGUAUACAAAAUCCACAUUUGUAGAAUCUGAAAAAUCACUUUUUGUAAGAAUACAUAAAUUUGAUAGUCCAAGUACUAAGGAAAAAGUAGAGAAUUAUUAGCCUUCCCAAGCAGACUGAAAAUUUCAUGUGUGGAUGCAUCAGGACAACAUUACAACCUGCAAACAAAAUACCAGCCAUGUUCAUAUUCAUUGUAUUUUUUAAUUAAAUCAAAAUAUUGGUGUAAAUUUUAGUGGGGUGAAUAAAUGGACACUUUGGAAAUGCUAAUUGAUGAUCAUUGGAGGCUUAACAGUAUUUUGUAACCCAUUUUAAGAUCAGUACACCUCAGCUUUAGCUAAGCAUAACAAUUCAGUUAGGCAACAAUUGGAACAUAACUUUAAUCCUAAUUUAAUGUAGUGUAAACAUUCAGUAGUUAGUAAUUCAAUAGCCAUAUGUGCUAGGCAGUGUGUUAGGUACUUUAAGCAUUGUUUUAUUUGUGUCAUUAAAAUAUGAGCAACAUAUCUAUUAACAGGGUAAUUUGUCCAAUGUAUAAAGUUAGUCUGGUUACAAAACUUACUGGUUUUUGUGCUAUGACCUAUUUUGGUGACAUAAUCACUGUUGUAUUAAAUGUUUUGCCAGUGGUUCUCAAAAGUGCUACCCACACUAGUAGCAUUGGCUUCAUUUGGGAACUUUUUAGAAACACAAAAUUCUUUGGCUGCACCUAGCACCUGAAUGCAAAACUUUGAGGGUGAGAGCCAAGAAUCUUUUAUUAGGCCCUUCAAGGUAAUUUUGAUGCAGGUCAAGCUUUCAAACCAUUGCAUUGUGUGUUUUUAUUUUUAAGCAAAGAUCUUGGUCUUUUGUUUUGUACAUUGUGUAAGUAAUAGAGUUAUAGAAUGUGAACUUUAAAAAAGGGGGGAGGCUAGUCUUUGUUGUUUACACUGCAAAAGAUUGUAUCAGGAAAAGCCUCAGUGUGCGCAUUGGCAGCUUGACAUAAUGCCAUUAGUUUAGUAUUAUCUCUGGAACUCGAGUGGAUUAUCAAGUCCAAGGGACUGGAAUGAAAUCUUUGUUCUGUGUUAAGAUUUAUCUCAGCUAUUGCCUGAAGGUUUUUGGUAACAAUAACACAUUUUUGUCCAAUUUUAAAACAUGAUUGAAACAAAUAAAUACAUAUUUC